AUGGCGCAGGCUCCUCUGUUCCGUCUUCAGUGCGGCGUCAACUCGUACGAAUGGGGCAAAAAGGGCAGCGAGUCGGCCGCUGCUCGGUACGCCGCCGCCACGCCCUCGGACGACCUGACGAUCCAAGCUGACAAGCCCUACGCCGAGCUGUGGAUGGGCACUCACCCCUCCAACCCCUCCAAAGACCUCAAGACCGGCCGCACGCUCCUCGACCUCUGCUCCGAGAACCAGAGCCUCCUCUCCGAGCCCGUCUCUGCCAAAUACGGCGCCAAGCUGCCCUUCCUCUUCAAGGUCCUGUCCGUCAACAAGGCCCUCUCCAUCCAGGCCCAUCCCAACAAGAAGCUCGCCGAGCAGCUGCACGCCCGAGACCCCAAAAACUACCCCGAUGACAACCACAAGCCCGAGAUGGCCAUUGCCAUCACCCCCUUCGAGGGUCUGUGUGGAUUCAGGCCGCUGGGCGAAGUUGCACACUUUCUGGAGACGGUCAAGCCCCUAAGGACUCUGGUUGGCGAGGACGAGGCGGCGCAGUUUGUCCAGGCCGCCAAGAACGAGGGCGGCAAUGAAGCGUCUAAGAAGAAGGCUCUGCAAAGGGCAUUCGGCGGCCUAAUGUCCUCUUCUGCCGAAGACGUUGACAAGGAAAUUGGCAACCUUGUGGCGCUUGCCAAGUCUGAGGGAGCCGAUUUCGCUGCUGGUGGCGUGGCCUCUACCAAGGGCGACGUCCUUGUCGAGCUUGUCACCCGACUUCACGGCCAAUACGGCUCCGACAUUGGCAUCUUCGUGCUCUUCUUCCUCAACUUUGUCACUCUGCAGCCCGGCGAGGCCCUGUUCCUCGUUGCCGACGAUAUCCAUGCCUACGUCUCCGGCGACAUCAUCGAAUGCAUGGCGGCCUCUGACAAUGUAGUCCGUGCUGGCCUGACGCCCAAGUUCAAGGAUGUGUCCACCCUAGUCGACAUGCUCACGUACAACUAUGCGCCCAUCGACGAGCAGAAGAUGAACCCCGCCGAAUACCCCUACGCGACACUUAACCGGACUGCUUACAGCUCUGCAUCGGAGGUCAUGCUAUACGAUCCCCCAAUUGAAGAGUUUAGCGUCGUGCGCACUCUGCUCCGCGGAGAGGGAGCAAAGGCUACAUUUGAUCCUCUCGAAGGCCCCAGUAUCGUCAUCUGCACCAACGGCAAGGGCACAAUCGCCGUCGGGGACGCCAAGCACGAGAUUGAAGAGGGACAUGUUUACUUUGUCGGAUCUACUGCUGAGCUGAUCCUGGAGUGUGCAGUUGGCAAGGAGGAGGAGUUUACGACAUUUAAGGCUUUCUGCGAGAUUGGAUCAGAAAAGGAGAAGCUAUAA
Messenger RNA from Trichoderma gamsii, 1344 nucleotides. RefSeq names its product mannose-6-phosphate isomerase. Gene Ontology annotation, molecular function: zinc ion binding; mannose-6-phosphate isomerase activity. Gene Ontology annotation, cellular component: cytosol. Gene Ontology annotation, biological process: carbohydrate metabolic process; GDP-mannose biosynthetic process. The record is from RefSeq and is a predicted model, not a curated record. Bases 1 to 1344 code for a protein of 447 amino acids. The transcript is spliced from 2 exons. NCBI's taxonomy places the organism in Eukaryota, Fungi, Ascomycota, Sordariomycetes, Hypocreales, Hypocreaceae.